Andrographis paniculata is the source of this 1299-nucleotide messenger RNA. RefSeq names its product E3 ubiquitin-protein ligase At1g12760-like. Bases 51 to 1193 code for a protein of 380 amino acids. The transcript is spliced from 5 exons. Lineage: Eukaryota; Viridiplantae; Streptophyta; Magnoliopsida; Lamiales; Acanthaceae. The record is from RefSeq and is a predicted model, not a curated record.
UAAAAAAUCGGGAGGAAAGAACAAAGAACGAACCAGAAGGGGGCAAAACGAUGUCGUCGAGCAAUGGCAAUUCCACGGCGGCGACGACGCCGUUACUAGGCGACCAGAUCUUCCCCACUCGGCCGCGGUUCCUCCGCCGCCCGCCUAGUCUACGCGGCGCGGCGCGUUUCCUCCGGCGGGCGAGCAGCCGAGGGCGCGCGAUGCGAGAGCCUUCCGUCCGCGUCCGGGAAGCUGCGGCGGAGCAAAUCGAAGAGCGGCAAAGCGAUUGGGCUUACUCCAAGCCGAUAGUGAUCCUGGACCUCGUCUGGAAUCUGACCUUCGUGAUCGUCUCGAUUUCUGUUCUGAUCGUGAGCCGCCGGGAAACACCUUCGGUGCCUCUGAGGCUGUGGAUUGUUGGAUACGCACUGCAGUGUGUUCUUCAUAUGGUAUGCGUUUGCUUCGAGUAUAAGAAGAGGUAUUACUCGCAGCAGAAUUCGGAUGAUGAUGAGAGGGAACCAAUUGCUUACAGCCGGAAUUUCUCCAAUUCGAGCUCCGGCAGUGAUGAAAUGGACUUCGGCGAUUAUAGUUCCGAGCACCGGCAAAGUGAUGACGAAACCAGCGUUGCUAAACAUCUGGAAUCAGGGAAUACUAUGUUUUCAUUCAUUUGGUGGAUUGUUGGGUUCUAUUGGGUAUCUGUUGGUGGUCAGAGUUUGCCGAGCGAAUCGCCUCAACUUUAUUGGCUUUGCAUUACAUUGAUGGCGUUUGAGGUGUUCUUUGUUGUUAUCUGCAUUGCUGUGGCAUGUGUUAUUGGAAUUGCUGUUUGCUGCUGUCUUCCAUGCAUUAUUGCGAUAUUAUAUGCAGUGGCUGAUCAGGAAGGAGCUACUAAAGAGGACAUCGAGAGACUACCUAAGUACACAUUUCGAAAAAUUGGCGACUUUGAGAAGCAAAACGGUGAAAUUCAGGAAUCCUUCGGAGGCAUCAUGACUGAAUGCGACACCGACUCACCCUCAGAACAUGUCCUUCCUAUCGAUGAUGCGGAAUGCUGCAUAUGCAUUUGCGCAUACGACGAUGGAACAGAGCUACGCCAACUCCCCUGCCGCCAUCAUUUUCACUUAGCUUGCAUAGACAAGUGGCUGCACAUAAAUGCGACGUGCCCGUUGUGCAAGUUCAAUAUACUGAAGAACGGCAACCAGAGCAGCAGCGAGGAAGUAUGAUCGGGGGAGUCGAUUUUCGACGAAACUAGCAGCUCAAGAAGAUGCAGAGAAAGAUGUAAUAUGUAUUGAGAUGAUGCUGUGCCAAUUAUAUACGUAUUUCCUGCCC